Messenger RNA from Rubroshorea leprosula, 878 nucleotides. NCBI's taxonomy places the organism in Eukaryota, Viridiplantae, Streptophyta, Magnoliopsida, Malvales, Dipterocarpaceae. The record is from the annotation of a GenBank genome assembly.
UCCCAUCCCUAACUCUCCCUUUGUUUCUCACCCAUGGCGGAUGAAGAAGAGUGCAAUACCGGACUCGGCCUCGGACUUAGCGUCGGCAGAUACUAUCUGCCAAAAGGGAAGAGUCAGAAGGACAGCCCUCCGCCGCCAUGCUUAGAUCUCUCAGUUGCACUGUGCCCGAGAGAGGGAGCUCCCAAGGUGGAUAGUUCGUCCUCCAGAACUAUGGAAGAAGAAGAAGAUAAAAAGCGUGACUGUAAGAAUAACAGCAAGAACAUCAGUGGAAGAAAGAAAUUGAGACUCACCAAGGAGCAAUCAAGCUUGCUUGAAAACAGCUUCAAAUUGCACACCACCCUUAAUCCGGCAAAGAAACAAGCACUUGCAGAGCAAUUGAAUCUAAAACCGAGACAAGUUGAAGUCUGGUUUCAGAACAGAAGGGCAAGGACUAAGCUAAAGCAAACGGAAGUAGAUUGUGAAUUCUUGAAGAAGUGUUGUGAGAGCUUAAGCGAAGAGAACCGGAGGCUAAAGAAGGAGCUGCAAGAGCUGCGGUCCCUGAAAGCGGCCGCGCCACCGCCUUUGUUCAUCCAAAUUCCAAAGGCUACGACGCUUUCAAUGUGUCCUUCGUGCGAGAAAAUAGAAGGGAAGCCGGAUGUGGUCCUUAAGAACAAUAAAUAGCAGAGCGGCUUGGGUGGUAGUGGAUUAACAAAGAGUUAAACCAGUGUAAAUGGAGUAUAAGUCUAAAGUCUUAAAGUCUAAACCAAUAAGUCCUUGACAGUUAACAGUAGCCCCCAAGUCUUAAUUAGAUUUCGUCUAAAUUGUCAUAAUCAUACUUUAAUUUGUACCAUGGAGGUGUAACGAGUCAGUAACACUUAAAAUAUAAAGAAAUGUAGUUU